ACACCGCCAACACUUAUGAAGUGUCCCUUCUAAUAUUGUAAUACAAAUUACAUUGAGCUAUGGUAACUUUACAGACUUUUCUCUUUCCCUGGAGUACAUUGGAAUAACCCUUCUCAGGGUUAGCGGUGCUCGGGUCCGGUAACAACAUGGCGGCGUCCGUGAGGGGCUCCUUUGGGCAGGGGUAGUGUUUGGUGUCCCUGUCUUGCGUGAUAUUGACAAACUGAAGCUUUCCUGCACCACUGGACUUAAGGAAGAGUGUACUCGUAGGCGGACAGCUUUAGUGGCCGGCCGGCCGCUCUCAUCCCCCAUAAAGAGCAGAGUCCUUUGUACUGACCAGGAUGAGCAACAUCUACAUCCAGGAGCCUCCCACGAAUGGGAAGGUUUUAUUGAAAACUACAGCUGGAGAUAUUGACAUAGAGUUGUGGUCCAAAGAAGCUCCUAAAGCUUGCAGAAAUUUUAUCCAGCUUUGUUUGGAAGCUUACUAUGACAAUACCAUUUUUCAUAGAGUUGUGCCUGGUUUCAUAGUCCAAGGCGGAGAUCCUACUGGCACAGGGAGUGGUGGAGAGUCUAUCUAUGGAGCGCCAUUCAAAGAUGAAUUUCAUUCACGGUUGCGUUUUAAUCGGAGAGGACUGGUUGCCAUGGCAAAUGCUGGUUCUCAUGAUAAUGGCAGCCAGUUUUUCUUCACACUGGGUCGAGCAGAUGAACUUAACAAUAAGCAUACCAUCUUUGGAAAGGUUACAGGGGAUACAGUAUAUAACAUGUUGCGACUGUCAGAAGUAGACAUUGAUGAUGACGAAAGACCACAUAAUCCACACAAAAUAAAAAGCUGUGAGGUUUUGUUUAAUCCUUUUGAUGACAUCAUUCCAAGGGAAAUUAAAAGGCCAAAAAAAGAGAAACCAGAGGAGGAAGUAAAGAAAUUGAAACCCAAAGGCACAAAAAAUUUUAGUUUACUUUCAUUUGGAGAGGAAGCUGAGGAAGAAGAGGAGGAAGUAAAUCGAGUUAGUCAGAGCAUGAAGGGCAAAAGCAAAAGUAGUCAUGACUUGCUUAAGGAUGAUCCACAUCUCAGUUCUGUUCCAGUUGUAGAAAGUGAAAAAGGUGAUGCAGCAGAUUUAGAUGAUGAUGGAGAAGAUGAAAGUGCAGAGCAUGAUGAAUAUAUUGAUGGUGAUGAAAAGAACCUGAUGAGAGAAAGAAUUGCCAAAAAAUUAAAAAAGGACACAAGUGCGAAUGUUAAAUCAGCUGGAGAAGGAGAAGUGGAGAAGAAAUCAGUCAGCCGCAGAAAAAUUAAUUCAAGAUGGAUUAAAGACUUAAAUGUUAGACCUAAAACCAUAAAAACCCUAGAAGAAAACCUAGACAACCCCAUUCAUGACAGGCAUGGGCAAGGACUUCGUGACUAAAACACCGAAAGCAAUGGCAACAAAAGCCAAAAUUGACAAAUGGGAUCUAAUUAAACUAAAGAGCUUCUGCACAGCAAAAGAAACUACCAUCAGAGUGAACAGGCCACCUACAGAAUGGGAGAACAUUUUUACAAUCUACCCAUCUGACAAAGGGCUAAUAUCCAGAAUCUACAAAGAACUUAAACAAAUUUACAAGAAAAAAUCAAACAACCCCAUCAAAAAGUGGGCAAAGGAUAUGAACAGACACUUCUCAAAGAAGACAUUUAUGCAGCCAACAGACACAUGAACUCAUCCUUUUUUAUGGCUGCAUAGUAUUCCGUGUUGUAUAUGUGCCACAUUUUCUUAGUCCAGUCUAUCACUGAUGGACAUUUGGGUUGGUUCUAAGUCUUUGCUAUACAUUUAUUGAGCAUCUGAUGUGUGAUUAGGGCACAUUUAAAAAUGAUAUGUCUCAGCUGGUUCUUCAAGGAUUUGAAUAUGUUGUCUAUUAUAUUAUGUUAUGCUUAUAUCAGUAAUUGCCUUACAUUACAAAUAUGGUUUAUUUUUGAGCCACACAUUUGAUUUUGUGUACUUCAGACAUUCAGUAGUGCUCAAACAGGUUUACUCCUCAUCAGACCUGUGAUAGUUUUCUAGCUUAUUAUUUCUAUUUUCUGCUUAGUGAAAAUGCCAUUUUUCAAAAUGUUGAAUGACAAUUUCUUGAAUUAUAGAAUUAUAAUUGCUAAGGUAAUUUUCAUGUUUGCUGGUUAGUACAUUUUCUUCCCCUUAGGGAAGUUGAAAAUCCCUACUUUCCUCCCCUCCCCCCGCCACCAUGUGUAUAUAUACACACUCACUCACACUUGUAGAAGAGAGUGUAGUUUUAUUCAGCAUUUCUCAAACUUUUUGGCCUCAGGACCCUUUACAAUCUUAAAAAUUAUUGAGGACUCCAAAAAGCUUUUAUUUAUUUGAGAUAGAUAGAUAGAUAGAUAGAUAGAUAUGGAUAUAGAUAUAGAUAUAGAUGUUUACUUUAUUAGAAAUUAAAACAGAAAUUUUUUUUUUUUUUUUUGAGACGGAGUCUGGCUCUGUCACCCAGGCUGGAGUGCAGUGGCGCAAUCUCAGCUCACUGCAAGCUCCGCCUCCCGGGUUCACGCCAUUCUCCUGCCUCAGCCUCCCGAGUAGCUGGGACUACAGGCGCCCGCCACUACGCCCGGUUAAUUUUUUUUUGUAUUUUUAGUAGAGACGGGGUUUCACCAUGUUAGCCAGGAUGGUCUCGAUCUCCUGACCUCGUGAUCCGCCCGCCUCGGCCUCCCAAUGUGCUGGGAUUACAGGCGUGAGCCACCGCGCCCGGCCUAAAACAGAAAUUUUAAAAAACAUUUGAAAAAUUACCUAUAAGGUUUUAUGUUGAUUACCUGGGUGACAAAAUUAUCUAUACACCAAACCCCUGUGACACACAAUUGACUCAUGUAACAAACCUGCUCAUGUACCCCUUGAACCUAAAAUAAAAGUUGGAAAGGAAAACUAAUAAUAAACUCCAUUAAAUCUUCACAUAAAUAACAUACAUUUUAGAAAAAAAUAACCAUUUUGCCAAAAAAAAUUGAGUGGUUUUAUUUUACAUUUUUAUAACUAAUAACUGGUUUAAUAGAAGGCAGCUAGAUUCCUAUAUCUGCCUCUUUAUUCACUCUGUUGCAUGUACUAUGUUGUCUUGGUCAAGCUGUAGAAGGCAAAUCUGGCUUUACAUAGAUAUAUAAUGUGAGAAAGGAGGACUAUUGAAUAGCACAUAUAUUUGUGGUUAUUCUUUUUUUAAUACUUAACCAAAACUCAACAAGUAGUAAUUUCUUAUAAGUUGCAUGCAAUGUAAAAUCUAAAACCAAAUAAAUAAACCCUUCCUAGUCUCUUGUACAUUAAAA
This is a messenger RNA of Gorilla gorilla gorilla (western lowland gorilla), 3274 nucleotides long. It is a transcript of the gene CWC27, whose product is annotated as CWC27 spliceosome associated cyclophilin. Gene Ontology annotation, biological process: protein folding; protein peptidyl-prolyl isomerization. Lineage: Eukaryota; Metazoa; Chordata; Mammalia; Primates; Hominidae. Gene Ontology annotation, cellular component: catalytic step 2 spliceosome. Gene Ontology annotation, molecular function: peptidyl-prolyl cis-trans isomerase activity. The record is from RefSeq and is a predicted model, not a curated record. The transcript has 11 exons. Bases 339 to 1394 code for a protein of 351 amino acids.